AUGGCCGCGCCUGGAGAGCCCUGCACCGGUCUGAGGGUCUGGAACCAGACAGAGCAGGAGCCUGUGGCCCAUCAGUUGCUCAGCCUGUGCUUCCUGAGAACAGCUGGGGGCUGGGCGCCCCCCUUGUACCUCUGGGUCCUCGGCCCCAUCUACCUGUUCUACAUCCAUCGCCAUGGCAGGUGCUACCUCCGGAUGUCCCACCUCUUCAAGGUCAAAAUGGUGCUUGGCUUUGCCCUCAUACUUCUAUACACCUUCAAUGUGGCCAUGCCUCUGUGGAGGAUCCACCAGGGGAUGCCCCAGGCACCAGAGCUUCUCAUUCACCCUACCGUGUGGCUCACCACCAUGAGCUUUGCCACCUUCCUGAUUCACAUGGAGAGGAAGAAGGGAGUCCGGGCAUCUGGGGUGCUAUUUGGAUACUGGCUGCUUUGCUGUCUCCUGCCAGCUAUUGACACUGCCCAGCGGGCCUCUGCAGGGAGCUUCCACCGUGAGCCCCUCGAUCACCUGGCCACCUACCUUUGCUUAUCCCUGGUGGUGGCGGAGUUCACGCUGUCCUGUCUGGUGGACCAGCCACCCUUCUUCUUGGAAGACUCCCAGACAUUGAAUCCGUGUCCAGAGACUGAGGCCUCAUUUCCCUCCAAGGCCAUGUUCUGGUGGGCUUCUGGGCUCCUGUGGAGGGGCUACAGGAAACUGCUGGAACCGAAAGACCUGUGGUCACUUGGAGGAGAAAACUCUUCAGAGGAGCUCGUUUCCCAGCUGGAAAGGGAAUGGAGGAAGGACUGCCGUGUGCUGCCGGGGCACUCCAAGGUGUUUAAAAGCAAAGGGAACCGUGGUGUGGGAGCCCCUGAGACAGAGGCCUUCCUGAAGCCGGAGAGGAGCCAGCGGGGCCCGCUGCUCAGGGCUAUCUGGCAUGUGUUCCGGUCCACUUUCCUGCUGGGGACCCUCAGCCUGGUCAUCAGUGAUGCCUUCAGGUUCGCUGUCCCUAAGCUUCUCAGCCUGUUUCUGGAGUUCAUGGGCGACCGAGACUCCCCAGCAUGGACGGGCUGGCUCCUGGCUGUGCUGAUGUUCUUGUCAGCCUGCCUACAGACGUUGUUUGAACAGCAGCACAUGUACAGGGUCAAGGUCCUACAGAUGAGGCUUCGAACAGCCAUCACCGGCCUGGUGUACAGAAAGGUCCUGGUGCUGUCCAGUGGUUCCAGAAAGUCCAGCGCAGCAGGGGAUGUGGUCAACCUGGUGUCAGUGGACAUACAGCGGCUGACGGAGAGUGUCCUCUACCUCAAUGCGCUGUGGCUGCUCUUCCUCUGGAUCAUAGUCUGCUUUGUCUACCUGUGGCAGCUCCUCGGACCCUCUGCCCUCACGGCCAUCGCUGUCUUCCUGAGCCUCCUCCCUCUGAAUUUCUUCAUCACCAAGAAAAGGAGCUACCACCAGGAAGAGCAGAUGAGGCAGAAGGCCUCCCGAGCGCGGCUCACCAGCUCCAUACUCAGAACUAUGAGAACCAUCAAGUCCCAUGGCUGGGAGCAAGCCUUCCUCGAGAGACUCCUUCAUAUCCGGGGCCAGGAGCUAGGCGCUCUGAAGACCUCCGCCCUCCUCUUCUCUGUGUCUCUCGUGUCCUUCCAAGUGUCUACAUUUCUGGUGGCACUGGUUGUGUUUGCUGUCCACACCCUGGUGGCAGAGGACAACGCCAUGGAUGCAGAGAAGGCUUUUGUGACCCUCACGGUGCUCAGCAUCCUUAACAAAGCCCAGGCCUUCCUGCCCUUCUCUGUACACUGCAUCGUUCAGGCUCGAGUGUCCUUUGACCGGCUGGCUGCCUUCCUGUGUCUGGAAGAAGUAGACCCCAGUGGCAUGGACUCAAGUCCCUCCAGAUGCUCCUCAAAGGAUCGAAUUUCUGUACACAAUGGCACUUUCGCUUGGUCCCAGGAGAGCCCUCCCUGCCUGCACGGGAUCAACCUCACCGUGCCUCAGGGCUGUCUGCUGGCUGUUGUGGGUCCAGUGGGGGCUGGGAAGUCCUCCCUGCUGUCUGCCCUGCUUGGGGAGCUGUUGAAGGUAGAAGGGUCUGUGAGCAUUGAGGGUUCCAUGGCCUACGUGCCCCAAGAGGCCUGGGUCCAGAAUACCUCGGUGGUGGAGAAUGUGUGCUUCAGGCAGGAGCUGGACCUGCCCUGGUUGCAGAAAGUUCUGGAAGCCUGUGCCCUGGAGUCUGAUGUGGCCAGCUUCCCUGCAGGAGUUCACACCCCAAUAGGGGAGCAGGGCAUGAACCUUUCCGGGGGCCAGAAGCAACGGCUGAGCUUGGCUCGGGCUGUGUACAGAAAGGCUGCUGUGUACUUGCUGGAUGACCCCCUGGCGGCCCUGGAUGCCCACGUCAGCCAGCAUGUCUUCAAACAGGUCAUCGGGCCCAGUGGACUGCUCCAGGGUACGACUCGGAUCCUGGUGACGAACACGCUGCACGUCCUGCCCCAGGCUGACCAGAUCCUGGUGCUGGCCAACGGGACCGUCGCAGAGAUGGGCUCUUACCAGGACCUUCUGCACAGGAACGGAGCCCUGGUGGGUCUUCUGGAUGGAGCCAGACAGCCGGCAGGUGGAGGAGAAGGAGGUACACACGCUGAGGCCACCAGUGAUGACCUCGGAGGCUUUCCUGGAAGUGGGAGGCCCAAGCACAGACCAGAGAGGCUCAGGCCCAUCGAGUCGGCCCCUGUGAAGGACAGCACCACUUCAGAGGCACAGACAGAGCCUUCUCUGGGUGACCCUAAGGGGGCAGGAUUGACAGCAGGCGAGGACAGCGAGGACAACAUGCAGCAUGGCCGGGUGAAGGCCACCACAUACCUGAGCUACCUGCAGGCAGUGGGCACACCCCUCUGCACCUACACCCUGUUCCUCUUCCUCUGCCAGCAAGUGGCAUCCUUCUGCCAGGGCUACUGGCUGAGCCUCUGGGCGGACGACCCGGUCGUGGAUGGACGGCAGAUGCAUGCAGCCCUGCGUGGCUGGGUCUUUGGACUCCUUGGCUGUCUCCAAGCCAUCGGCCUCUUUGCUUCCAUGGCUGCGGUGUUCCUGGGUGGCGCCCGGGCCUCAGGCCUGCUUUUCCGGAGCCUCCUGUGGGAUGUAGCUCGCUCUCCCAUCGGCUUCUUCGAGAGCACACCUGUCGGGAGACUGCUGAACCGCUUCUCCAAGGAGACGGACACGGUGGACGUGGACAUCCCGGACAAGCUGAGGUCCCUGCUGACCUAUGCCUUUGGCCUCCUGGAGGUCGGCCUGGCGGUGUCGAUGGCCACGCCUCUGGCCAUUGUGCCCAUCUUGCCGCUCGUGCUCCUCUACGCUGGGUUUCAGAGCCUCUAUGUGGCCACCUCUUGCCAGCUGAGACGCCUGGAGUCCGCCAGCUACUCAGCUGUGUGUUCCCAUAUGGCUGAGACCUUCCAGGGCAGUCUGGUGGUCAGGGCCUUCCGGGCCCAGAGACCCUUCACGGCGCAGCAUGACGCCCUUAUGGAUGAGAACCAGAGGGUCAGUUUCCCACGACUGGUGGUUGACAGGUGGUUGGCUGCCAACCUGGAGCUCUUGGGGAAUGGCCUGGUGUUCGUGGCCACUAUGUGCGCUGUGCUGAGCAAGGCUCACCUGAGUGCCGGCCUCGUGGGCUUCUCAGUCUCCGCUGCCCUCCAGGUGACACAGACCCUGCAGUGGGUGGUCCGCAGCUGGACGGAUCUGGAGAACAGCAUGGUGGCGGUGGAGCGCACGCAGGACUACGCUCACAUCCCCAAAGAGGCUCCCUGGAGGCUGACCACCUGUGCAGCCCGACCUCUUUGGCCUAGCGGGGGACAGAUUGAGUUCCGGAACUUUGGGCUCAGAUACCGACCAGAGCUGCCGCUGGCUGUGCGAGGCGUGACCCUGAAGAUCCAUGCAGGAGAGAAGGUGGGCAUCGUGGGCAGGACAGGGGCCGGGAAGUCCUCCCUGGCUUGGGGCCUGCUGCGGCUUCAGGAGGCCGCUGAGGGUGAUAUCUGGAUCGACGGAGUCCCCAUCGCCCACGUGGGACUGCACACGCUGCGGUCCCGAAUCACCAUCAUCCCUCAGGACCCUGUCCUGUUCCCAGGCUCUCUGCGCAUGAACCUGGACCUGCUUCAGGAGCACACAGAUGAAGGCAUUUGGGCGGCGCUGGAGACGGUGCAGCUCAAGGCCUUUGUGGCCAGCCUGCCCGGCCAGCUGCAGUACGAGUGUGCAGGCCAGGGAGAUGACCUGAGCGUGGGUCAGAAACAGCUCCUCUGCCUGGCACGUGCUCUUCUCCGGAAAACCCAGAUCCUCAUCCUGGAUGAGGCCACCGCCUCCGUGGACCCAGGGACGGAGAUGCAGAUGCAGGCAGCCCUUGAGCGCUGGUUUGCUCAGUGCACAGUGCUGCUCAUUGCUCACCGCCUGCGCUCUGUGAUGGAGUGUGCCAGGAUUCUGGUCAUGGAUGAGGGGCAGGUGGCCGAGAGCGGCAGUCCAGCCCAGCUGCUGGCCCAGCAAGGCCUGUUUUACAGGCUAGCCCAGGAAUCAGGCCUUGCCUGAGCGGGACUCUUGACAGCCUCUUGGAGACAGCCCUAGUGCCUGCAGUGGCUGGGAAUGCCAGAGACCCAGGGGCCACUGGGGCUCUGCAGGAUGUCCAAUCUUGACUCCUCUCUAGGAGAAAGAUGGCAGAGAAAGUGACAGAAGAUUGGAAUACCAGACCCAGAAGAACCCAGCAUGCCCAGGUUGGCCUGAGCAAGGCCAUGGUCACUCUGCAGCCAAAGUGGACAGUGACUCUCAGCUCAAGCUCUACUUCAAGGCCACACCCACCUCAGGCUGGACGCCCAGGACCUGGGUGAUGGUGUGCACAUUUCCCUAACUCCUUAUUUUGAUGUCAUUGUAGAUUCCACACAGUUUUAAGGAACCACACAGAAAACCUGUGGACCCUCUGCCCUUUUUGUUCCGGAGGUGACACCUUGUCCAACCCUAGGACAAGAUCAAGCGGCACACUGACACAUUGUGACUCCAACAGUCUCUUCACAUUUCCUCUGUUGCCUGUGUGUCUGUGUAUGGGUCCAGUGCUUUUUCGUACUGUUUUUUGAGAAAGAAUUUCACAUAGCCCAGGCUGGCCUUGAGCUCUAUUUAUAGCUGAGGAUGGCCUUGAACUUGUGAUGCUCCUGCCUCCCCUCCCAAGUGCUGGGAUUACAGGCCUGUGUCAUCACACCCCCUUUGUGGGUCCCAAACCAAAUGCUUUAUGCGUGCUUGAUAAGCACUCUAGUAACUGCAUUACAUCCCCAGCUCUGGAUCCAGUUCUACACCUAUUUAAAAUUGUUACGGUGAAGAGUCUCUCACUAUGUAGAGGCCUCAAACUCAAGAUCCUCCUGUCUCCAUUUCCAGAGUGCUGGAAGGACAGGUAUGUGUCACCACACUCACCUUGACUCUUCACAGUUAUCUAGCAACAUUACUGCCACUGUUGGCUGUGGGCCAGGGCUGGUGAGUCCUGUGCAUGAUAGUGGUUGAGCAAUAUCCUUGGUUUCUGCUCAGAGAUGCCCUUCUAUAGCAGUGGCAAAGCUAUUACCGCACACUGCCAUGGUCCCCCGGGGCUGCAUCACUGAUUAACUCUGCCCUAGUACCACCCAUGACUCACUGAUACAUGGGCAAUGACUAUGUUGGGUCAGGAGAGGAGAGGACUCCUACCUGCUUCUAGGAUACAGGGCUUGUUCUUCCCAGUACCCUGAGGCUUCUCUGAUGGGCCGCCUUGAUACAGGGUUUGGGGGGUUUCCUUUCAGCCCAGAGCGAUUCCCCUUUGCUAGUACAGCCUGCAUCUCCUUCUGAGGCUUUCCACAUGGCAAGGAACCAGUCUCAUCACCAGGGCUACUUUUGUUGUGCAAUAGAAGAAACUGAAGCCGAAAAGUGGGGACACGGGGUACCCAGUGGCCAAGUGACAACUUACCCCAGGGCUUCUCACCCCCCAGGCUGAGUGGUCCUGUGGGCAGUUCUGUUCUGGAGGAACCAGAGAUGGGCCACACAGCUGUCUGGCCUGGGACAUAGGCUGCUGUGUGUCUGGGGAUGCUGGAGAGACUCUGUGGGGGGCCUGCCUUGGUCUGGGAAUAGAGCCUGGGUCACAGGGUGGCCAUCACAUGGGAACACCUGGCAGGCUGGCAGGGUGAUCCAACCCAUCAAUCCCUCAGCCAAGGUCACCUGCCAGCAGGGUCCAGCCUGUGGGAGGAACAGGAAUCAGCUCCAGCAGGCCACAGGCCACAUCUUCAGCCUCUCGCUGUCCCUGUGGGCCUUUUGCUUUUCUGUAGUGUUGAAGACGGAGCCCAUGCCUGGCCAACGCUGUCCCUGAUCCAUCUGCCCCCCUGCCUGACACUGGAGGUGUCUCAGCUGUACCAGAGUCUUUUUCCUCACUGCAGAUACAGCUGUGUACCACGCAUGGCUGUGAAUGCAGGCGACUCAGGGCAGGCAGGUGCUGCCAUUCGGCCCCCAUCCCUCCUGUGUCCCUUAGUGGAUGUAUAUGACAGCCACUGAAUCCCUUUGACAGAAGAGAAAACCAAGGCCUGGGCAUUUUAGUGCCAAUCUCUGCCCAGCUUCCCAGCCAGCAGGCCUCCCCACCUCCUCAGCAUAUGCCCAGAACUGACUUCCAGCCUAGACCCCCACCUCAAGGGCAGAGGCUAAGGGCAAGCUUCCUUCCCUCGAAGCUGUAGGUCUGUCUACCAUGUGGUUCCAGAGCCUUGCCCAGUACACAGCAUGGUUACUCAAUGCAUGCUGACUGGGUGAGCCAGGGACAGGAAGGAGGGCUAGUGAAUGCAACACAUCCAUUGGCAAGUGGUCUCGGUCCAGGCCCUGUACCACGUGGUUUUUCUGAAUUGUUGCAUACUCAUUAACCCCCGCCAGUGCCGUGUGAUGACCUCUGUGGUACCAAUGCGGGAUCUGCAGUACCUCAAGGGUUAGGUUCAAGAGGCCCUGGUGACAACAGACCUAUGUUUUGUCCCAUCUGAGAACCCUGGCUCUGUGUGGGAGCUGUGUGAGGCACUCUAGAGGAGGAAACGGCCUGGAAUGAACACAGAUAGCAGAGGCCAGUGAAACAGACCUGGGAGAGGACACAGGAGGGCUGUGACAGAGUUAUACCACAGACUCGUGUGGGGUCAGUAUGGCAGCUGGGCAGAUGACAGACUGUGUGGCUGAGUGAUGUCAAGGACAGAAGUUGGGAGUCCUGAGGAAGAGCUAGCCCCUUCUCUCCUCAUCUGAGAAUUUGGUUGCUGCUGCCCCCAACUGCUUCUUCACAGAGUUCUGGGGUGGAAAAUAUAGGCAUUGGUCUCAUUGAGGCCAAGUAGAUCAGCCAACAGCUAGCUGUCCUUCCCACCCCCACCCCACACCCAACCAAGACCAGCAGAUUAAACUGGACCCCGGUGCCCAUCCCAGUUGUCUCCUCAGUGAGCACUCUGAGGCCUGGUAUUGGAACUCAGAAACACACCCCACAUGUCUGUGAACAGGGUCAACCCUGUAGGUCCACAGGUUCACCUUGUGUAGUCCGUGAUGGUAUUGAGCUGGUGGGCAAUAGUGAGCACAGCAGAGCCUUCAUACUGCAUCUGGAUGAUGGAAUGAAUGAGGUCAACUCUCUCUAGGUCCACAGCUGCGGUAGCCCAUCCAACACUAGAACGUUUGUCUUGCUCGGUAGAGCCCAGGCCAGGCACACGAGUUGGCACUGCCUGAUGCUAGAAAGGGAGGAAAGCACAAGGACAGGGGCUCGAACCACUCUGAUCUUGAACCGGGUCUUGGGUGGGAGAAAGCUAGCAGACAGUUUGGGAGGCUUUGGGCAGGGGAACAAAUCCAUUCCUCAUAGCCAUGCCCAUGGCAGACAUUACUAAUCGAUCACACUACCCUUCCUGGUGAGCAGAAAAUGAGCUUAGAAUCAUUCCCAGCACAAAGUUCAGAGGUGAUAUUCGAAGAAUCAGCCCAGUAUGGUACAGAUGACAAAGGAUAGCAAAAGUGCCUUAGUAUCCAUGCGUCUCGCUGAACUGAAGGGGCUGCAGCAUUGGCUGGGCUCAGAUGUGUGCCUGGCCUUGGCCAAUGCGAUGCUGGUAGAGGCCUGAUGAGAGAAUGAACUCUGAGCAUGCUCAUUCUUAUACAUCUCCCAUCACCAUGACAACAUGCCUUGGCCAGUCUUCUGGGGUGGAAAAUAUAGGCAUUGGUCUCAUUGAAGCCAAGUAGAUCAGCCAACAGCUAGCUGUCCUUCCCACCCCCACCCCACACCCAACCAAGAUCAGCAGCCCAGCCGCUGGCUGACCACCCCAGCAUGGGAGCAGAAUGGAGGCUGGUUGCCCUGGCGAUGGAUAGCUAAAGAACCCUAAUGCAGCUGCUGAGAUGCACCAAGGCCACUACAGCUGUGGGAACAUUGCACCAGACUCUGUCUGGAGCUGGUGGCAGAAUUUGGCAGAAGGCAGACACAGGUAGAUCUCUAUGAGCUCGAGGCCAGACAGACUAGAUAGUGAGACCUUGUCUCAAAAAUAAAUAAAAAUAACUUGACAGUGUU
Peromyscus eremicus (cactus mouse) is the source of this 8494-nucleotide messenger RNA. RefSeq names its product ATP binding cassette subfamily C member 6 (gene Abcc6). Lineage: Eukaryota; Metazoa; Chordata; Mammalia; Rodentia; Cricetidae. The record is from RefSeq and is a predicted model, not a curated record. The transcript has 32 exons. Gene Ontology annotation, cellular component: membrane. Gene Ontology annotation, molecular function: ABC-type transporter activity; ATP hydrolysis activity; ATP binding. Gene Ontology annotation, biological process: transmembrane transport. The coding region runs from base 1 to 4521 and encodes 1506 amino acids.